UUCUAUGUUUCUUCUCAUUUAUUACCAGAUUCUCAGAUUUUGGUUUUUGUGUCCCCUCUCAUUGCCCUCCAGUCAUUGUCUCCACCUUUACCCUUCCCCUUCCCUCACUCGGCUCCAUCUAUCUUCUUCCUUCUCUGCAGAGAUGCUGAUGCUGCCUGUUAGUAACAGGGGCUGCGGAGUUGGAUGCACCAGAAAUCAAGGUGUCGGAGUCGGGUGUUUUGGGCAUCGACUCCACAGCCCUGCUUCUGAAGCAUCACUUCAUGGGUCCAUAUUCUACACACAUGCCUGCAUAUUGAAAGACACACGUGGAGAGUAGGUUUAAACAGUGGGGGUAUGACUGGAUCAUUUCACAAGACGUUUUGAACGUGAGCCCUGAGGUACCAUCGGGCCCUUCUAAAGGCACAGUUGAAAUGUUUAUAUUCAAAUCUAACUUAGUUGUUUGUUGUUCUCCUAUGCAGGUAUACGUUGCUGCGAUGCCUGGGUACUCCAGUAAUGCAUGCCAACCAAAAGAGUAUAAAUAUAAGGACAUUUGUUGUCCAGAAUGUCUCCCAGGUUCUCGAGUACAAGAACACUGCACACCAGAUUCUGGAACAACCUGUCAGAACUGUAGUCAUGGUACCUAUCAACCUUAUUACACUGGGUCCAAGGAUUGCGUUAAUUGUGCCAUCUGUGGCGAAGGAGCCGAGGAAAUCAAGGCGUGUUCUUCUACGCACAACUCUGUUUGCAACUGCAUGGAAGGACACUACUGCGUGCGUAACAUCACCAAGAACAGUUGUGCGAGAUGUUUGAAACAUACGAGCUGCCUGGCAACAGAAAUGGUAGUCAGCAAAGGAACUUACUGGACAGACACCGAGUGUCGUCCAUGUGCAGAACGCAACUGUUCACCCAGCGAUUUGCGUCAAAAUGGGAAAACUGGCAUUGUGAAUGGGGGCACUGCUGGGAAUGUGAUGCAUCAAAAUGCCAUGAUCAUAUUAUUAGUCAUGUUCUUUACGAGCCAAUUUUUUUUACAAUAUUUUAUUUAUUAGAAGUUAUUACAUUACAUGUACAUAAGCCAAGAAUAAUAUAAUAUAUUUCCUGUGCCACUUCUUAUUUUAAACCUUAAAAAAAAAACAAAGGAAAAUUCUUAAGGGGUUGGACAGGCUAGAUGCAGGAAGAUUGUUCCCGAUGUUGGGGAAGUCCAGGACAAGGGGCCAUACAUAGUUUAAGGAUAAGAGGGAAGUCUUUUAGGACCGAGAUGAGAAAAUUAUGCUGGAGAUAGGCAACGUUUCGUCCCAAAACCCUUCUUCAGACCCGAAAUCCUGAAGGAAAUAGGCAACGUUUUGGGCCGAAACCCUUCCGAAUGGCCUAUUCCGACCAGCGAUCCCCGCACACACUUGCACUACCCAACAUUUUUUUUAACUCAGGGAAAAAAGGGUGGUGCCACCGGGCCCAUCGCACACACCUUUGGACGGCCAUGUUCACGUUAAACUCCAUCGUGUAUAGUUUUUAUUUGUGUGGCUGUAUGGUAACUCAAAUCUCACUGUACCAAGUUGUGCAUAUUGUCUUUAAUAAUUCUUUAAAAUGGCACCUUGCACUUUGAAAAUAAAUGGAACUUGAACUUGGCAGUAUCUGUUGUAAGUUUAUUCUUCGCCAA
Molecule: messenger RNA, 1633 nt
Organism: Leucoraja erinaceus (little skate)
Lineage: Eukaryota; Metazoa; Chordata; Chondrichthyes; Rajiformes; Rajidae
Product: tumor necrosis factor receptor superfamily member 14-like
Exons: 5
Coding region: 411-1025 (204 amino acids)
Biological process (GO): positive regulation of peptidyl-tyrosine phosphorylation; defense response to Gram-positive bacterium; negative regulation of alpha-beta T cell proliferation
Cellular component (GO): external side of plasma membrane
Molecular function (GO): protein binding
Source: RefSeq, a predicted model, not a curated record